Messenger RNA from Aedes albopictus (Asian tiger mosquito), 579 nucleotides. Its product is annotated as piercer of microtubule wall 2 protein. Bases 32 to 514 code for a protein of 160 amino acids. Gene Ontology annotation, cellular component: axonemal microtubule. Gene Ontology annotation, biological process: axoneme assembly. Lineage: Eukaryota; Metazoa; Arthropoda; Insecta; Diptera; Culicidae. The record is from RefSeq and is a predicted model, not a curated record. The transcript is spliced from 3 exons.
CCUUCUGUUGCCAUGGAUUUCAUGGAAUUUGAUGUUUGUAUCUAAACUGCAAACCACUGCCAACGCAGGUGCCGGGGAACAUUCCAAACUUUUCUAUCCUCAGUCCGAUCUAGAAAUCGAAUUCAGAAACACGCUUGGCGCACGAGAAUCACACGGUGUCUCUUGGAGCUCCGCCGGGACAAAACCUUCGAUGUGGUGGGAGAUGGAUAGUGAAAAUCAGAAAAUUAGCCAGCAUGAAAUCACUCAGUCGGACAUUUACAAAGAUCUGAGCACGCCCAAACGUUUUGACAGUCCGUAUCUGUUCAAGGGCUACGGGAGUCAGAAGGAUAAUAACAAUCCGAUCUAUCGUACAUCGAACUCUGAUUACGGAUUUUACCCUCCUUGUCCGCAUACUGUUCCUCACAAGUACUUUCCAAAAUCACACAAAUUCACCGGUCAUCUUCACCAGUGUGGAAUGUUCCGCAAUUUCUCUUUGAAUACAGCUAUGGAUCGACCGUAUUGCGACUUCUAUUGAUUUUGAUAAUUAAUUAUUUGCAUCGCAUAUUUCAUGGACCAUAAACUCUUAUUCAAAUAAACGUA